Molecule: messenger RNA, 906 nt
Organism: Sclerotinia borealis F-4128
Lineage: Eukaryota; Fungi; Ascomycota; Leotiomycetes; Helotiales; Sclerotiniaceae
Source: the annotation of a GenBank genome assembly
AUGACGAGCACCAAGAAAGCCGUCCUAAUCACUGGCUGCACCCCCGGCGGAAUCGGACAUUCCCUCGCCCUCACCUUCCAUUCCCGCGGCUACAACGUCCUUGCCAGCGCGCGCUCCCGCUCCAAAAUAGUUGAUCUCGCCGAAUUGGGUAUUACAACCCUAGCUCUAGAUGUGACGGAUAUAACGAGUAUUGAGAUGGCGAGGACGGAGGUGGAGGGGAUGAUUGAACGGGGAGAGAUGGGGGGUCUGGAUGUGUUGGUCAAUAAUGCGGGAAGAAAUUGCACAAUGCCGGCUUUAGAUGUAGAUCUGAAUGAUGCGCGCGCAUGUUUCGAAACGAAUGUUUUUGGCGUCAUGGCUAUGUGCCAGGUGUUUACCCCGCUGUUGAUUAGGCGGAAGGGACUUAUUGUUAAUAUUGGGAGUGUGGCUGCUAUCCUCCCCUACAUAUUUGGCAGCACCUACAACGCCAGCAAAGCCGCCCUACACGCCUAUUCGCGCACACUGCGUCUCGAACUCGCCCCAUUUUCCGUGCGCGUCAUGGUUGUUAUUACCGGAGGCGUGCAAUCGAAUAUUGCACGGGUACAACGGAUAUUACCACCCACAUCACUGUAUCUAGAAAUCGAAGAUGAGUUUCGGAAGAGAGUGGUGCAUAGUCAGGAGGGAGCGAUGUCGAAUCAGGUGUAUGCGGAGGGCGUGGUGGAUACGGUUGCAGAGGGGGGGAGGAGGACGUUGUGGAGGGGGAGGAGGAGUUGGGUGGUUUGGUUUGUGAGGAAGUGGGUGGGGAGCUGGGUUUUUGAUGUCGUGUUGCCGGGGAUGUUUGGGUUGAGGAGGUUGGGGGGGUUGGUGAGGGGGAGGGAGAGUUUAAGGGUGGAGGAUGGGAACGGGGAGAAAGGGGAGAAAGGGUUGUGA